Onthophagus taurus is the source of this 2581-nucleotide messenger RNA. Its product is annotated as metaxin-2. The record is from RefSeq and is a predicted model, not a curated record. Gene Ontology annotation, cellular component: SAM complex; cytoplasm. Lineage: Eukaryota; Metazoa; Arthropoda; Insecta; Coleoptera; Scarabaeidae. Gene Ontology annotation, biological process: mitochondrion organization.
GGAGGCAAUUUCAAAAUUUCCACUCUCGGUUGUAAGCAAGAAUAAAAUCGAAUGAAUUUACAUGAUUUUAGAAAACAUUACAAAAAUAUGAUUGAUGUUGACGAUGAAGAUAGCGGAAGGAGUGAUUCCGACGAACGGUUCGAUGAUGCAACGGAAAUGCCAGGUGAAGGAUGUAACGAAAGUUUUAAAGAUCUACUUACUGAAUGUCAAUCAGUAACUGAUAUAAAUAUGAGAUACGCUGGAGAUAGUAACAUUGAAAAUGAAAUAGAAAAAAAUAAUAACAAAGAAGAUGAAGCGGGUGAUAAAGAAAUUAAUGAAAAUAGUAAAGUUGAAUUAAGUAUUGAUGAAUUGAACGAACAAAGAAAUAUUCGAUGUGAAUUAUGUAAAUAUUUUUAUGUUAUUGGGAAUGAAACUCAUAUUGUACACGCUCAUGAACCAUGGCCUAAAGAUGUAAAACUUUUCCAACCCUAUGAAGUAGAACAAAUUCUUCUUCCCGACAAUGCAAAUUGUUUAGCUGUUCAAGCAUACCUAAAAAUGUGUCACUUAGAUUUUCAAAUUGAAUCAAGAGCGAAUGCAGAGUUUAUGUCACCCACUGGAAAAGUUCCAUUCAUUAAAUGUGGCGCCUUUGUUGUUGCUGAAUUAGAAGGAAUUGUCUCAUUUGUUGCACAAAAAGGAAUCACUCUUACUGAGCACUUAGAACCUGACCAAAAGGCUGAUAUGAGAGCAUAUAUUGCUUUGAUUAAUAAUGUGCUUGGAAAUGCUGAAAAUUAUGUCUGUUGGUGUGAUAAAGAAACAUAUUCUGAAGUUACUAAGCCUCGAAAUGGUUCUGUUUAUCCUUGGCCUUUAAAUAUAUUACAAACUUGGAGUAAAAAAUCGAAACAGGUUAAACAUUUGAAAACUUUGGGUUGGUAUGAAAAGAGUUUAAAAGAGGUUUUCCAAGAAGUUGAAACUUGUUGUCAAGCUUUAACUGAUCGACUGGAGGGUAGUAUUUAUUUCUUUGGAGAUAGUCCUACAGAAUUAGACGCUUUAUUAUUUGGACAUUUAUUCACAAUUUUAACAACUCCACUGCCCAAUUCUGAUUUAGCAGCAACUGUAAGAAAAUUUCCGUCCCUUAUCAAUUUGGUCCAAAAAGUAGAAAAGGAUUACUUCAAGCGUGAUAGAGAAAGUUUGGAUCGCUGACAGUUCUUUAUCAAAAAAAUGUAGAAGUAGUCUUUAUUAAUUGUAUAUUAUUGUUUAAUAUUGCUAAAGAAUAAAAUAUAACUUUAUAACAAGUCGAAUUCGUUACUUACUGUAAGGAAAAAUAAUUAGUAACAAUUAAUCUCAAAAUUGUUAAUCUUCUUUCCAUAAAAUUAUAGAGGGAUCACCCUGUUGGACACUACAUUUAAAAUAUAUUGAAAAGUACUGAUGGGGAAAUUGAAAGAGGAAAUUGAGAGGGGUGAGUUGUUGCCAAUAUAUAUUGAAACACCUGGCAGAUAGGGAAUUGAACAAGAAGGGAGGAAAGUUGUAUGCAUUGUUCAUAGACCUUAUCAAAUACCUUCUAUUUGAUAAGGUGGAUACAGGGAAGAUGUGGGAGGAAAUGAGGAGGAGAGGUAUCACAGAACUGCAGAUUGAGAGAGUGAAGGAGGAUACAUACAGGGAGGUAGUGGCUAAGGUUAAAGUGGGGGAAGAGUUAAGCGAGGUAUUCUGGACGACGAAGGAAUUGAGACAAGGGUGCCCACACUAUUUGCGAUGUAUAUGGCGGACUUGGAAAAGAGAUUUGGGAGAGGGCAAAUAGGUGAGGUGGUGAUAGGAAGAACGAAGGUGCACGCGUUGGCGUAUGCGGAUGAUUUGGUGGUCGUGGCUAGAGAGGCGGUAGAGAUGAUGAGGUCUCUGGAGAGGUAUUUUAUGGCGCGGGGGUAACGAGGAUUGCUGAAGGAUGUACAAACGAAGGUAUUGGAGAUAGGUCGAGAGACUUGGCGAGGGAGACUCCACUUGUAGUGGGGGAGGAGGUUAAGGUGAAUGCAGUAAGGAUGGAGGCUGGGAGAAGAGCUAUGAAAUACGAGGAAAUGAUAGAAGGAAGACCGCAUUUCAGGAUCCUGGGAAGGUGCUGGAAAAAAAUUAAGGAGAGCAAGCUGAUAUAUGGGCAGACAUAUAGGGAAGGAUAUUAUAGGACUGUGGGAUAUUUUCUAACUGGGAUCAACAACAGAAGAGUGGAUAGAGGUGAAAUGUGGGGAGAACUGAGAAAUAGCGACAGGGACAUACAGCAGCAGAAAAGAAGGCCACAGAGGAACUGCCAAAGUAUCUGUUGAUGGAGGGGGAUGCUGAAGGGAUGAUAUUGGUGCUCAGAUUCCGCUGUGGCAAUGAGGAGAGUUAGAACAGGUACUGGGCGAACGAUGUGGAGAGGAUUGGGAGACGCUGGAACACAUUCUGAGAAGGUGAGCUAAGGGAGGAGGCGAUGGACAGGAAGCAGAUUUUGGGAGAGGGGAUGGGUCAAAAGAUGGAUGAGGGAGAUGAUUGGGGCGAAGAGCCAAGGGUAUGGGUCUAUACAUAUAUUGUACUGGAGAAAUAUUGUAAAUUGUAAACAAUAAAACGCUUAUUAGUA